This is a messenger RNA of Paramecium octaurelia, 1857 nucleotides long. The record is from the annotation of a GenBank genome assembly. NCBI's taxonomy places the organism in Eukaryota, Ciliophora, Oligohymenophorea, Peniculida, Parameciidae.
GUAUAUUCAAAUGGCUUUUGUAUAUAGAAGUGAAAAUAGAGGGACUUACAUACCAAAAACGGAAUAAGUAGGACCUGGACAAUAUGAUCAUAUUCCUGAAAUUGAAUCAAGAUCUAAUCAUCAUCCAUUUAACUCAACUGUCGAUAGAAUACAUAAAUCUAAUUAGCUCCAUCCUAUUCCUGGCCCUGGAACUUAUAAUCUGUCUGGCUCCUUCGAGUGUCAGAAGGUGAUAUUCUAAUCUGAUGAACAAGAAAUCAAAAUUUUGGAAGUACCUAAACCAAUAUCAGUUUUCAGAUCGACUACUGUGAGAUUUAAAGAUGAUAGAUUUGAAGGACCAGGGUAAAAGUGUCUCAUCUAACUAUAGACCAACUCAAUACUUUCAAGAAGAAAGGAAGAAAUUUCAUUCUGCAGGCCAAGUGAAUCGCUCAAAAAAACUCAAUAUUUUAGAGUAAUUAGUAAAGGACAACAAAUACAUCAGCAUACCAUCCAUCCCUUCCAAUGUUCAUUAAGGCUAUAUUGAGAAUAAAGGUUUUACUCAAUAAUAAAUAAAGACAAUCAAUUGGAAUAAAAUCCUGUUGACUCAUCAAAUGAUGUUGGACCAGGAUCAUAUGACUUUAAAAGUACAUUCAACAAUACAAAACCCAGAGGAGUUUCUUGGCAUAAACCAAGAAGCUAAGAGAAAAAAGACUAUAAAUCAUCUAUCGGCCCUGGUUAUUAUGAUGUCAGCAGUCAAUCUUAACCUAUGUACCAAAUGAAACCAACCACGGCAUUUAGUUCUAAAUAAAGUAGAAAUUCUGAUUUCAGAUUUCAAAAUCUUAAAAGCAACACUGGAUAUAUUAAAAAGGGAUUGGAUAAUAAAUAAUAUAGUUUUCAUCAAUCGACCAAUCCAGCCACUACUGCUAGAGAAACAGAUGCUGAUUCAGAAUAUAGUUAUAUCGAAGUACUAUAUUUAAAUGAAUUAGGAUGCAACACCAGGUCCUGGUUACUAUGAAAAUGCUUCUACUUAAUAAACUAUUUCUUAAUUUUUAAAUUAAUCUCAAAUUAAAGGAUCAAUUAAAACUAGAACUAAAAGAUUCCAAACAAAGUCAUAACAUACUCCUGGUCCUGGUAGUUACUAAUUGGAAAUAGCUGCUCAAAGAUAUAAAGGUUCCUAACCUCCAUUUUUGAUAAGCAAGAGUAGGUUUGAGGAAUCAAGUUCUGAAACUCCUGCUCCAGGGUAAUAUAAAGCCAGUAAUACAAUGGAAUAAAAAUUGAUCUAAAAGCUAAUGAAGGCCCCCUUGGGAUAGUUUGGAGUUAAUGAGAAUAGAUUUAAAGAAUAAAAGUUAUUAGUACCUGGUCCUGGAGCUUAUGAAGUCAAUAAAAUAGAUGAUGAAAAAAAGGAUAAGAAAUUACCAGAACAAAAGGGAACAUUUGCUUUUAUGAGUCAUGCUCCUAAAAGUUAGGAUCUAUCAAUUCCAAACAUAAAUCCUGCUCCAGGUGCCUAUAAUCUAAAUUAACAUACAAUUGCCAAUAAAAUUAUUAAACCAGAAGAGGAAGAUCCUAAGCUGGCAGUAGUUAAACCUCCAUUUGGAGUUGGAGCUGAGAGAUGGAAAAUAAAAGAAGCUAAUGAAGAUGAGGAAGAGGAUGAGCCUUUUUAUUUAGAAAAAUCAGCAUAAAAUUAAUUAGGAAUAUUUAAAAAGAAAAAGAAAGAUCCACCUCCAUUUAUGUGCAAGGUAUUAAUAUAAUUAACAUAAAUAGCAAGAACGAUUUUCAAAAAGCGUUCCUAAAAAUAUUAUCCCCGGUCCGAUGGAUUAUGCUGAUGGAAUGUUUCCGAAUUGGAAUAAAAGGACAUUUAACAUAAUAUUUGCUGAGAUUUGA